AACAUUGCCUUAAUAUCCUCUCUCUCUCUCUCUCUCUCUCUCUCUCUCUCUCUAAUCCUCUUUAAAUUAAGAAUCAAGCUUGGUUUUAGUUUAAGUGAUGCAAAAAGCUAGGAGUUAGAAGAUACAAAUUAAGUAGGGAAAAACAUGGUUAAAUUGCACCAUUAUCCAUCAUCACUUGUCCUCUUCUUCUUGCUCUCCUCUUCUCAAAUGCCUUGUUGUUGUAGCUCAUCUCAAACAAAACUUCACGAGAUUCGUCAUUUUCAGAGGCUGGACCCUCUAAAUCGCUUCAAGAUCUACAACGGGGGCUAUGACAUCAGAAGCAAGCAUUACUGGGGGUCAGCGGUAUUUACCGGUGUACAUGGAUUCGCAAUGGCGGGGUUUUGGAUGCUAGGAGGCGUAGUACUUCUUGCCACUUCGCCAGUUUGGAAGAAGAGUUUCGUAGGUUCUUUGGUUUCGAAUGCCGAGACCCGUCGAAACUAUUGGCAUCUCUUGCCACUCAUUGCCAUUCUCCUUUUCACCUUGCUCGCCUCAGUGGCGUCAGGAGUAGCUCUCGUUGCCGUGCAUAAGUUCCACAGAAAAGCGAAGAAGCCAGAGAAAGCGCUGUUGGACGCAGCUAGAGCUUCGUGCCACGCCAUACGCAGAGUUCUACGCACCGUGGAGGAGGUCCGAACGCUUCUACAAUCCUACGAUGCAGGAUUUUGUGCACUGCUGGGCGAAGCCGCGCUGAAGCUCAGAGCAGAAUUGGCUGCCAUCCGCAAGACCAUGCGUGAGGCUGGUGCCUUAGUUGAUGCUGUUCUUGGGCUCACGUAUGGUGCAACUUUGGGGAUUGUAUGUCUCACGUUGGUGCUUUUCAUUGCUAAAGUAGGCAAGUGAUGGUAGAAUAUGGUCGCAAGACAUGUAUACGUGCAUAUGAAGUUAGAAUAUUUCUUGAAGUAAAACGAGGUUUGUUUACUUUCGUGAGGUGAUAAGGCAUCAGAACAAUCGGCACCGUUAGACAUAA
This is a messenger RNA of Ananas comosus (pineapple), 1000 nucleotides long. RefSeq lists its product as uncharacterized. Bases 145 to 873 code for a protein of 242 amino acids. NCBI's taxonomy places the organism in Eukaryota, Viridiplantae, Streptophyta, Magnoliopsida, Poales, Bromeliaceae. The record is from RefSeq and is a predicted model, not a curated record. Gene Ontology annotation, cellular component: membrane. The transcript is spliced from 4 exons.